AUGGUGAGUUUCAUAACCUCUAGGAAACUCAAAGGCCUAAUUGAAAAUCAGAGGAAGAAUUUCCAAGUUGUUGAUCUUCGGAGAGAAGAUUUUGCACGUGAUCAUAUUAUAAACGCUUGGCAUGUUCCAGUAACAACACAGAUUACAGAGAAGCAACUGAGACAUUUAAUUGAAGGCCUAUUGGAUAGUUUCUCGGAUUCUGAAUUCGUUAAAGUGAUAUUUCAUUGUACUGGGUCCAAGAAUAGGGGACCAAAAGUAGCUGUUAAGUUCGAAACCUACUUACAAGAACAAGGCAUUACAACUAAGUUUGAGAGUUGUAUCCUCAUUGGAGGUUUCUACGCUUGGGAGACUUUCUCUAGAGAUAUUAAUCUUGAAUUGAUUGCUAGUGGUUGA
Messenger RNA from Saccharomyces kudriavzevii IFO 1802, 393 nucleotides. RefSeq names its product Arr2p (gene ARR2). The transcript has a single exon. Gene Ontology annotation, cellular component: nucleus; cytoplasm. Gene Ontology annotation, molecular function: protein tyrosine phosphatase activity. Bases 1 to 393 code for a protein of 130 amino acids. The record is from RefSeq and is a predicted model, not a curated record. Lineage: Eukaryota; Fungi; Ascomycota; Saccharomycetes; Saccharomycetales; Saccharomycetaceae.